Molecule: messenger RNA, 1546 nt
Organism: Durio zibethinus
Lineage: Eukaryota; Viridiplantae; Streptophyta; Magnoliopsida; Malvales; Malvaceae
Cellular component (GO): chloroplast
Source: RefSeq, a predicted model, not a curated record
AACGUUGACCAGAUCCUUUGUCCCAACGGGAGUGUGCUCACCACGGCGUCGUUUCUUCUUCCUCCCUAGCUUUUUCUCGUCACAAAUUAUUUUAUUUAUUUUUUUAUUGCAGCUAAAAAAUUAAUAACAAUUCGUCUUCUUGUUUUCCAUUUUCCAGCCAUCGCCACCUAACUUUCUCUUUCUCUCUCCUUUAAUUCCUUUCUUUGUUUCCAUUCUUUUCAUUUCUCUCCCAGAGACUCUUAAUUUUUUUGUUCUUUCGUUUCUUUCUUUGAUCGUUGCUAGCUGCUAAGAGGUUACAUCAAAAUGGAUUAUUUCUUCAGGGGUCUAAAUGAGGAUUCAGCAUCUUCCCAAAUGGACAUCCUUAGAUGUCCAUUUUUGAGAAACAUUAAUGAGCCAACAAACUUUUCCUUCUCAUCCGCCUUGCCUUUCCCAAUGCCGGUCCGAGGAGCCAAAGGUCCAAUAUUUGAAGAUGGACCCAAUUUCGACAUGGCAUUCAGGCUUUUCCAUGGACGUGAUGGAGUAGUUCCUCUAUCUGAACGAUCUUCCUUGCGUACUGAGAAAGCAGAGCCUGAAACCGCCCCACCCAAGUUCAAUCCUUUGGCUGCCAAGGCAGCCACCAUUAGUCUCUCAUCCUUUGGACCAGGAGGGCCUUUCAGUUUUGAUGCAUUUUCCAACAAGUGGAACAAUCAGAAAGGAAAAUCAAAACCAUCCAAGAAAGAGUCUUCUUCAAAGGGAGGAAAUUUCAAUCACGAAGCAUUGGGCAAUGAAUGGCUGCAAAAUGGGAACUGUCCAAUUGCUAAGUCGUAUAGGGCAGUUAGUGGUGUUUUGCCACUUGUUGCGAAGGUUUUCCAGCCACCUCCUGGGAUGAAAUUCAGGUGCCCACCUGCAGUGGUUGCAGCUCGGGCAGCACUAGCACAAACUGCUUUUGCCAAGAAUCUCCGCCCUCAAUCCGUGCCCACAAAAGUACUGGUGAUUGGGAUGUUAGGCAUGGCAGCAAAUGUUCCUUUAGGUAUAUGGAGGGAACACACUGAAAAAUUCUCACCAUCUUGGUUUGUGGCCAUCCAUGCAGCUGUUCCAUUCAUAGCGAUGCUUAGGAAAUCUGUCUUGAUGCCUAAGACAGCCAUGGCAUUUACCAUUGCAGCAUCUAUAUUAGGACAGGUUAUCGGCUCUAGGGCAGAACGAUAUCGAAUGAAGGCAGUAGCAGCAAAACGAUUAGACAUCAAGGAAUCCUCUGUUUCUGUUGGUGAUGCAAAUCAGUUGGAAGUUAUUGCUGUUAAAAAUGGCUAUUGCGGUAAAGAUGUUGAAUGGGAUCCAGUUUCUCUUCAGGUGGCAAGGCCUUCUUCAUCGACAGACGUGUUUUGCUAAUUCUAAUCUCCUUAUUGUAAGUUAAGCGACUGCCAUUUCUGCAUACAGUAAUUCGUUGUGUUUUAAACUAAAGUUCCCAGUUGUUCUAUGUUUUGUUGUGUUCCUUUCUUGUACCAGUCAUGUUUCGGCAAAAAAAAUCAUGGAGAGAAUAAAAUAUGCAGAAAGAGAAAUUUCCUUCUUC